Messenger RNA from Dendroctonus ponderosae (mountain pine beetle), 790 nucleotides. Its product is annotated as endoglucanase. Gene Ontology annotation, molecular function: cellulase activity. The transcript is spliced from 4 exons. Lineage: Eukaryota; Metazoa; Arthropoda; Insecta; Coleoptera; Curculionidae. The coding region runs from base 52 to 756 and encodes 234 amino acids. Gene Ontology annotation, biological process: carbohydrate metabolic process. The record is from RefSeq and is a predicted model, not a curated record.
GACGUUGGGUUUCAUUGUCAUUUUGUGUUGCAUACUGAGGUAUCCAAAAACAUGAAGAGUGUCGCUGUUGCAGUUAUAUGCGCUUUGGCUGUAGGCUUUGCAUCCGCUAAACUUAGUGGAUCUGGUACAACCACCCGUUACUGGGACUGCUGCAAACCAUCCUGCUCAUGGAAAGAGAACAGUGGAACUCAUGAUGCUGUUUACUCUUGUGCAGUUGAUGGUGAAACUAAACUGAAUGCUUCCGUGCAUUCUGGAUGUGACUCCGAUGGUACUUCUUACAUGUGUAACGACCUACAACCCUGGGCCGUCAAUGACAGUUUUGCUUAUGGUUUCGUAGCUGCUUCAUUCGCUGGUGGUGUUGACGUUCAAUACUGCAGCGUUUGUCUUAAGCUUACCUUCACCAACGCUCUAUCGGGCAAAACUUUUGUAGUUCAAAACGUUAACACUGGUGGUGACUUGGGAGCUAACCAAUUUGACAUUCAAAUCCCCGGAGGUGGUGUCGGUAUUUUCACCAGAGGUUGUUCAACUCAGUGGGGUGCCGCCGAAUCCGGUUGGGGUCAGCAAUAUGGUGGAGUAUCUUCCGAUGCAGAAUGCAGCGAACUUCCUGAAGUUCUUCAACCUGGUUGCCACUUCAGAUUCGGCUGGUAUGAAAAUGCCGACAACCCACAAGUCAAUUUCGAACAAGUCGAAUGCCCUGAAGAACUUACCAUCAAAACUGGAUCCGAAAAUAACGAUUUGACCAUGACCCUAAAUUAAUUGACAUUUAAAAAAAAAUAAAUCUGUAAAUACA